Molecule: messenger RNA, 4143 nt
Organism: Fonticula alba
Lineage: Eukaryota; Rotosphaerida; Fonticulaceae
Exons: 9
Coding region: 1-4101 (1366 amino acids)
Biological process (GO): regulation of autophagy
Cellular component (GO): late endosome membrane; Mon1-Ccz1 complex; lysosomal membrane
Source: RefSeq, a predicted model, not a curated record
AUGUCGCUCAGUUCGCCGCUCGUGGUGCUGGCUUCAAUGCUGACCCAGCCGCCACAGGACGACCCGACCCGCGUUCCCCUGACCAAACUCACUCCCGACCAGCUGGAGCAGCGCCUCCUGUACAAAUCCUAUGUGCAGAUAUGCUCCACGACGGGAUCACCGGCCGACUCGCCCGUACUGGCACCCGGGUCGCCGGUGGACGGCGAGGCAGCUCCCCCGGACCAUCACGGCCACUACUACCAGCAGCAGCAGCAGCAGCAGCAGCAGCAACAAUACCAGGAGCAAUACCCCCCUGGCAACGUGGACUCCUCCUGCGUCGGAUCGCAAGUGGCCGCCCCGGGGCACCUGCCCCAGGAGCGCCCGUUUUUCAUUGGUCCGGGCCGGGUCCUGCUCAACAUUGAUGGGUUCUCCUCGAUGACCGAGCGCCCGGUGGCUUCGGCCACGCCUCCGGUGCAGGUGGCCGUCUUUGCCGAGUGCCGCUCCCACCGGGACUCCUUCAUCGAGCAUCUGGCCGACUGGCAGGAGAGCGUCAGCCAGUGCAAUUCCCCGGCCCUGGUUCCCGGAUCGCCGACCCUCAUGCCGCCAAGCUCCAGCUCGGCCGCGGUCAAAUCCUUGCCGUCGUCGGAUUCCCUGUGUCCGAUUAAGUUUCCCUGCGACUGGAACACCCUGGUCACCGUGCGCCUGGACACCGGGGCCCAGUAUCGUUUCCAGCAAGACAAACUCUUCCGCAACCUCCUUUGCUACUCCCCCUCGCUGAGCGGCCGGCGGAUGGCCCUCGUGCGAUCUAUGGACCUGGAGCUCUCGCGCUUCUCCAUCCGCCGCACGCUGGCCUGCCACAUGCUGGAGAUCCAUCGCGCACAGGAGGGCACGCCCGACGGGCGAGCCAGUGCCGAACCCCUGCGAUGCCUGGUCUCCCCGACCAACAGCCAUCCGUCCCUCAGCCACCCGGACCUGCCACGCAUGUUCCUCCCCAUCCAGCGCAAUGCCAAGUUGCUCGGCCUCUUUUGGCACACGGAGCAGCUUCUCUGUCUCGUCACCGAUACGGGGCUCUUCAUGCUCGAGCCCUCGGCCAAUGGCAAGGACUUGACCGUUUUCUCCAAGAAGCAACCCUUCCCCCUGCAGGCCAAUUGGUUCAAGUACAAUCACGACGCCCAUCUCCUGAUGCUAGCCUCUGGGGAAUUGUCGAAUGUCAUCAGCUUUUUCUUCAUCCAACAGGGGAAGAUCACUCCUCUGCCCCCCCUGACGCUUGAGGUUCCCCCCGCCCAGGCAAAGGGCCAGCGCUCGGCCGAUCGCAGCGUCCUCCCAGAUGAGCUGACGAUUGCUCUGCUCUACAACUCCAUCUAUCUCAUCUACAUGCGCCGUCGUGACCUCAUCGUCUUUCGAGUGACCCUCAACGAAUGCAAGCAGAUCAUCUCCUUCCCUGUCGUCCAGCAGGGGCCCCUCUCGCAGCCCGGCAGCCUGGAUACCUUCCAGACCGGCCAGGCACACCAUCUCCACCCGGAGCCCAUGUCCCCAGGUUGGGCCCCGGCGCGCGCCAUCAACAGCGACCUGUCUACCAUGUCCCUGAGCGCCCGGGCCUCGAGCACCUUCGCCUCGCUGGACCUGCCUGGUAGCGGCCAAGCUGCCGGGUUCGGCCCCGGCGGCGAAGAGGACAUCCCAAAUGCCGCCUCUGGGGAUGGGCAUCUGCUUAGCUCGGUGGAUUCGGCAUGGAAACGCCUUUGGGACUUGCCACCCUGCUCGGCGUUCGCCGGGAACCUUAUCCCCGACCCGGACCUCGGCAUCAAGAUCAUCCCCUCGCUCGGGCUCAUCUCCGACACCUCGGGGGCCAGUUCUCCCGGGCUCUCACGCUCUCCGCUGUCCAUCUCCCUGGUGGAUAAUCUCAUUUGCGUACAUAACCCCGAGCGCCAGUCGGCCAUCCUGCUGGACGUGCGGACUUUCAGCGCCCACAACUUCAUGCUCGACACCGAGUCUCUUGGAUUUGUGCCGGCCACGACGCCGGGGCAGGCACAUCCCCGCGAGAACCCCAACCUCCAACCCGGCGUCUUUGCCCCGCAAAUCUAUAACUCGGUCCUCCGAUUCUUCGUGCCCAACAUUAUUCUCAGCAAGUCCUGUCUCUGGCGCUUGAGCAUCCACCUGCCGCGCUUCCAUCUGACCUUCGACCAGUUCCACUGCUACGCCGAGGAGUUCCCCCCAAUCAAGGUUUUGCUGGAGUUCCUCCUCCGCCGCGCCAACUCCCGGCCGUAUGUGAUCAAUCUCCUCCGGCACUACAUCACCCAGAACGUCCGCCUUGAGGUGAUUGGCGAGCUCUUCGACUUGAUCAAUUACGUGGCUCAGCAGUAUUACCAUGAGAACGCUCUCCGCCGCGCCGUACACACGGUCAACCAGCGGAUGGAGUCUUCGCUGCCGCGUGCUCCGCAGCUCCCCGCCCAGCCUUCUCCCUCACAACAAAGUGCCCUGCUGACGGCCCACACGCCGGAUAUCCCAUCACCACUGUCGAUGUCAUCCGGUGGCAGUCGCAGCGGCAGCGGCGGUGGCAGCGGCAGCGGCAGCGCCUCCGGCCUCCCGGGCAGCAGUACAUCCCCCUUCCGGUCUGGCAGCGGCUCUGGCGCCGGCACGGCGAUGCCCUCCGGACGACCCAUCCAAUUUAUGCCAUCUCCCUUUGGGGGCCCAGGGUCACCGGUUCAACGGCGCUCUCUGUCCACCAUCGGCCGCUCCAUCAGCCGGAACUCCACGCUCCUUUCGGAGCCCACCACGCCGACGCCCAGCACCAAUGGCAACCAUUCCUCCCCGGCCGGUGGCGAGGUGUCCCCCUCGCCCUCGCUCUCGCCCUCGCCUUCGCGGUCGCCGACGGCCGCGCAGCUGGUGGCCAGGCAGCGCGUGUCGCCGGCCGGCGGCCCGGUGGGCUUUUUGACCCCGGAAAAGGGGUCCAGUGUCUUGUCAUUGAACCUGCAUGCGGAGCCGCCGUCGCCCUCUUCGCAGACCAUUGCCUCGGAUUUGCGCCUCGUGGCCCAGGGGGUUGGGGAUUUGACCUCCUCUAACGUCACCCGGGCAAUCUCCUCCGGGGUGACGCCCCUGCCGAACCCGGUGGCCAGUCUCAUUGCCUCGGACCUGGAAUCCGGCCCGCAGCCACCAUCGCCCUUCGACGAGCCGGUGGUCGAAACCCGGAACCUGGAGGGAUCGCUGGUGCUGAGCCAGGAGGACCUCUUCCGAGAUGUGUUGCGUUUCCUGGACACCGAGGCCGGCGGGGCCGGGCAAAUGGCCGAUCCGGUGGCCGAGCAGCGCCGGACCACCUUCUAUGCGGCGGUGCUGCUGGAGCUCAACCGGUCCUUGCGAACGCACAAUCUGACCAUCGAGCACUCGACGUCGCUGGCCCUGCUGGAUGCGCUGGUCCGAUCGGGGCAAAUGAAUGAGCUGACCCAAAUGCUCCAGUACAUGGCGCUGCCCGAUUCGGAGCCGCUGGCCGGGCGCCUGCUGUCGCUGGCGCCCCGGCAUCGGCCGCUCUUCCAGAUGGCAUUGGAUAUUUACAAUCGCCUCGGCCGACAGGAUCUCAUCAUCCAGGUCCUCAUCGCCAAGGGACGCCUCGCCGAGGCCCUGCGCUUCGCCGUGAAGCAUGCUCACCGGCUCUUCCCCAACCAGCUUGACCCGAAGGGCGUGGUGGCCGGGUACUUCGGGGGCGAGCCUCUGGCCUUGUCCACCACCAGCCUCGGGGAGUCCCUGCCGCAGAUCAGCUUCAAUCCGUGCAUCCUGCUGGAUGCCGCGGUGGCGGCCAUCGCCGAGGCUCGUGAGGACCUCCAGCGCUUCCGCCAAUUCGAAGCGGCCGAACGCGCAGCCAUGCUGGCCGGGGAGCCGCUGCCGCCGGCGCCGGUCCCUCCGGCUCCGGCUCCUGGGGCGGACCCUGUGACCCCCGAUGCGGCGGCCCGGCUGCUCAACCCGAUGGUCCUGAAGCGGGCCCUCAUGGAUGCGGAGAUGGUCUUCUUUAAUGCCUGGGAGUUCACCGAGCGCCUGGCUCUAUCCAAUCCGUCGAUCGCCUUGCAGCUGAAGGUUUACAAGAACUACGAGCAGAUGGUCAAGGAGAUUUUCAGCCCGCGGCCGUCCUCAUGAGCAACAGGGGGCGAGGCUAGCAGGAAAGGCCGCGCCUCGGGU